GCCUGGAGCUGGCGGGGAAACGGCAGCCACAGCAAAGGUGCUUCGGAGAAGGCUAUGGACCCCGCCGAAGCGGUGGUGCAGGAGAAGGCCCUCAAGUUCAUGCCCAGAAUACACAUGCCUAAAGAUGGAUUCCAACUUACAUCUUCUGGAUACCAAGCAUGGCUAAAGCAGUGCUCUAUGCCCCGGUCUCUGUGGCUGGGCUGCUCCAGCCUGGCGGACAGCAUGCCCUCGCUGCGAUGCCUGUAUAACCCAGGGACCGGCGCACUCACAGCUUUCCAGAAUUCCUCUGAGAGAGAAGACUGUAACAAUGAUGAGCCCCCCAGGAAGAUCAUUCCAGAGAAGAAUGCACUCAGGCAGACUUACAACAGCUGUGCCAGACUGUGCUUAAACCAAGAAGCAGUAUGCUUAGGGAGCACUGCUAUGAAGACUGAAAAUUGUGUGGCCAAAACAAAACUUGCCAAUGGCACUUCAAGCAUGAUUGUGCCCAAGCAAAGGAAGCUAUCUGCAAGCUAUGAAAAGGAGAAGGAGCUGUGUAUCAAGUAUUUUGAACAAUGGUCAGAGUCUGACCAAGUGGAAUUCGUGGAACAUCUCAUCUCGCAGAUGUGUCACUAUCAGCACGGACAUAUCAACUCAUACCUCAAACCUAUGCUCCAGAGGGACUUCAUCACAGCACUGCCAGCCCGAGGCCUGGAUCACAUUGCUGAAAAUAUCUUAUCAUACCUGGACGCCAAGUCAUUGUGUGCUGUUGAGCUGGUAUGUAAGGAGUGGUAUCGGGUGACGUCAGAUGGCAUGUUGUGGAAGAAGCUGAUUGAGAGAAUGGUCCGGACAGACUCACUUUGGAGGGGUUUGGCAGAGCGGAGAGGAUGGGGGCAAUAUCUAUUUAAAAACAAGCCACUUGAUGGAAUAGCCCCACCAAACUCCUUCUACAGAGCACUUUAUCCCAAAAUUAUACAGGAUAUUGAGACGAUAGAAUCAAACUGGCGGUGUGGAAGGCACAGCUUACAGCGAAUCCACUGCCGGAGUGAAACGAGCAAAGGGGUUUAUUGUUUACAAUAUGAUGAUCAGAAGAUAGUGAGUGGCCUCCGAGACAAUACCAUCAAGAUCUGGGACAAGAAUACACUAGAAUGCAAGCGGAUUCUGACUGGGCACACAGGAUCGGUCCUUUGCCUUCAGUACGAUGAGCGGGUGAUCAUCACUGGAUCAUCAGAUUCCACUGUCAGAGUGUGGGAUGUGAAUACAGGUGAGAUGCUGAACACCCUGAUCCACCACUGCGAAGCAGUCCUGCACCUGCGCUUUAAUAACGGCAUGAUGGUGACUUGCUCCAAAGAUCGUUCUAUUGCCGUGUGGGACAUGGCCUCCCCAACAGACAUCACCCUUCGCAGAGUGUUGGUUGGACACAGAGCAGCUGUCAACGUGGUAGACUUUGAUGACAAGUAUAUUGUGUCAGCGUCAGGCGAUAGAACUAUAAAGGUAUGGAACACAAGCACCUGUGAGUUCGUGCGUACAUUAAAUGGCCACAAGCGAGGCAUUGCGUGUCUACAGUAUAGAGAUAGACUAGUAGUGAGUGGUUCGUCAGAUAAUACAAUCAGGUUAUGGGACAUCGAGUGUGGGGCAUGUUUGCGGGUCCUAGAAGGCCAUGAAGAGUUGGUGAGAUGCAUACGCUUUGAUAACAAGAGGAUAGUCAGCGGGGCAUACGAUGGGAAAAUUAAAGUGUGGGAUCUGGUGGCUGCCCUGGACCCUCGUGCCCCUGCUGGAACUCUCUGCCUACGCACUCUUGUGGAGCAUUCUGGCCGAGUUUUCCGGCUCCAGUUUGAUGAGUUUCAGAUUGUCAGCAGUUCACAUGAUGACACCAUCCUCAUCUGGGACUUCCUGAAUGAUCCAGCUACCCAAGCAGAAUCAACCCGCUCCCCCUCCAGAACGUAUACUUACAUCUCCAGAUAAAUAGCACUACACUGUACCUCACACUUGCACAGGACUCAUUUAAGCUUCGAUAUUUAAAUUAUCUGCCAAUGCCAGGGCAAAAGAAUUAUUCAUGUAACAGAUACUCCUGAAGAGAGAGGCUCUCAGACAAACUUCUGGAACCAAGUUGGCAUGCGGUUGAUCUCGAUCAGGGUCUUCUCAGCACGGCUGACUGCUCCAGUGCUGCUAUAUCAGAAGAUUUCUUUUGUCUUUCCUAAAUGACUGAUGUGCUAAACUUCCCCCUUUGCACUCUUUCCCCUCUCCAAUUCCCCUCUGUUGUCCUGAGUACACAGAUCCUAUAAAUAUAUUUAACAUGUUACCAGGAUUUCUUGCUUUGCUCCUAAGCAGUAAAAUCAUUGCCACCAUUCAUUCAGCUGGGAAAAUCACCUCGUGUUUCAGGUGGAGGGGAACAGCAGGCCGAUGCCUUUACUUUUUGGGAUUUGUAUAAAGGGCAUCUCUGUUUAGCUGUAGAAUGGCCUGAGACUUUACAAAAGGGGCAAAUUAAUGCCAAAUGAAGGCCCUGGUGGCCAGAAACCAGUUGGGAGGAAGUUAUAAUGAAGUCCAAACGAUUUCAUCCAGAUCUUAUGGAAUAGUUCCAUCUGUACAAGUUGUUGGUUUGGUAGAUACCACCAAGUGAAAGCUCUCUUUUGCCAAAGUCUACUAUCGCUUAAGAGGUGAGAGUUACUGGUGAUAUUAAAUCCUUAAGAUUGCGAGAAGUUUGUGGAUGUGGUGAGAAA
Molecule: messenger RNA, 2696 nt
Organism: Euleptes europaea (tarantolino)
Lineage: Eukaryota; Metazoa; Chordata; Lepidosauria; Squamata; Sphaerodactylidae
Gene: BTRC
Product: beta-transducin repeat containing E3 ubiquitin protein ligase
Exons: 16
Coding region: 55-1941 (628 amino acids)
Molecular function (GO): protein dimerization activity
Source: RefSeq, a predicted model, not a curated record